AAUGCGGGGUUUUAACUGUGGGGACACUCCUUCAACACUGACACUCAUCACCUACCAUGGCUGGCAAGCCUAUCAUUGGAUGCUACAACCCAAAUGUGGCUCCCACAAAAUUUGUGAAGGGUGGUCAUAAUGGGGAGUACUUGAAGAGUGGUGACAAGCGCAGGAGUAAGUAUAGCAGAAGGAAGAGAACCAAAAAAAUUCCUGUGACACGUUCAAGUUCACCAAUAGUACUUUCAUCGCCCGAGGCAUCAAAGGCAAUGCACAGAGUGGUUCAUACGGAGCUGUCUACAGUGCCUGAAUGCAAGAAUGAGAUCAUUCCUGAUUCCGAGCCUGAGGGAGCAAUAUGUCCCUUGCUAGAUCCUUUGGAGCUCAUGGCAUGUGACAUGGAUCUCACUGUGAGCUCUCAUCUGCUGCUUUAUGAGCUGGAAGGCCUCCAACAGCGUUUUGACCCAAGUGUUUCCACCAGGCACCUUCGGAUGGGAUUGAAGAGUGCACGAGAGGCUGUGGAGAAAUUGGAGCAGCUCGCAGAUUGGAUGGAUACUGCUGACUUGAUGCAGUGGAGCAGGGCAGUGGAGGCGCAUCAAGCUGUAUGGGCUGGUUGGAAAGAAUUUCAGGAAAGACAGUCAAGUUCGCAGCACCCAGAAAGAAAUGAUAAUUAG
Desarmillaria tabescens is the source of this 659-nucleotide messenger RNA. RefSeq lists its product as uncharacterized. Bases 57 to 659 code for a protein of 200 amino acids. The record is from RefSeq and is a predicted model, not a curated record. The transcript has 2 exons. NCBI's taxonomy places the organism in Eukaryota, Fungi, Basidiomycota, Agaricomycetes, Agaricales, Physalacriaceae.